This is a messenger RNA of Marmota monax (woodchuck), 3828 nucleotides long. It is a transcript of the gene Trappc3l, whose product is annotated as trafficking protein particle complex subunit 3L. Gene Ontology annotation, biological process: endoplasmic reticulum to Golgi vesicle-mediated transport; intra-Golgi vesicle-mediated transport. The transcript is spliced from 8 exons. The coding region runs from base 603 to 1010 and encodes 135 amino acids. The record is from RefSeq and is a predicted model, not a curated record. NCBI's taxonomy places the organism in Eukaryota, Metazoa, Chordata, Mammalia, Rodentia, Sciuridae. Gene Ontology annotation, cellular component: cis-Golgi network membrane; cytosol; TRAPP complex.
UUAACCUUUGGGUCGGGCGCUGUCUCCAGUGGCGGGAGGUGGGGACGUCUGCGAACUGGGUCAUUUUACGGUUUCUGAUUUACCUGCUGUUGAAGCUAGGCGGACCCCCAGCCUGCUGUUGGUGAGGUUCAGGUCAUUUCUGCCCUUCUCCAAGUUCAAGUUCAAGUUGCUGGGCUUCCUCAGGAGUUGAGCGAGAGGCUGGGACCACUGCGGAGGCCCAUAAGCGGAGUAGCAGAAGGUCUGCUAAUGCGUGGGGGCGGGUAGGCUCAGCGCCUUAGUAAGUAGAGGAAAGAGCUUCGGGGCAAAAUCCAUUGCAAAGGUCAUAAGUCUACUCUGACUCAAUCCAGCAGCCAGAAUGAUCUUGUUACAGUGUCAUGAGUAGCCUCAGGAUAAUGCUCUUGAGCCAUAUAUCAGAAGGGGAUCUCAAUUCUGGGCAAAAACAAAGCAAGGACCACAAGAGUUUUGUGUGAACUAUGCUUUCAACAUGACCUUGCAUGUAAGAACAGAACAAAGAUCUCUUUGUCCUCACCUAUGGAGCUUUGGUUGCCCAACUUUGUAAGGAUUAUGAAAAAGAUGAAGAUGUGAACAAAUACUUAGAUAAAAUGGGCUAUGGCAUUGGAACACGGCUGAUUGAAGACUUUUUAGCUCGAUCCUGUGUGAGAAGAUGCCAUAGUUAUUCAGAAAUUACGGACAUAAUUGCCCAGGUCGCUUUCAAGAUGUACUUGGGAAUUACACCAAGUGUCACCUGUAACAAUGCAAGCAGAAAUGAGUUUUCCCUGAUUCUAGACAAGAAUCCUCUGGCGGAGUUUGUGGAAGAGCUCCCUGCUGGGCGAUCUUCUUUGUGCUACUGCAAUUUACUCUGUGGGGUUAUCCGAGGUGCCCUGGAAAUGGUUCAUUUGUCUGCUGAUGUUUCAUUCUUGCAAGACAGACUAAAAGGUGACAGAGUGACAGAAAUAGGAAUAACAUUUCUGAAAAAGCUAGACGAGAAAAAAUAUAGACGGAAAAAAUGAAGAAUAAUGUGCAAAAUGUGACAGAGUGGCUAGUUGAGGAGUGAAUAUUAGUGAAACACAUACGGCUUCAGAAAUUUUGAAUUGCUUUAUAGCAUGAGCUUUGAAAGGCUUAUAAAUCAACCAGAAAUUUAAAAUGCAGAGCAUGUGGAUUUUCUUUUUCAUAUUUUCAACCUCACAUUCAUAGUAGUUCAUAUACAGAUAACUUUCUGCGAUGAAUUCUGUAUAUUACACAGUCCAUCCUCAAGGAGUCUAUUCAUUUCAUUAAUAGGAGAAAAAAGGCACCACCUAUAGAAACAGUGUAUUAUCUCUUUUUAGUAGGACAAUGGAUGAUUUGAUAGAGCAUAGAGUUCAUUAUAGAGAGACAGUUUCUAGGUACUGUAUAUUACAUUCUCCAGAGAAAUAGUUCCACUUGUAACACUUUUCCAUAUUUUCAAGAAAUUAUGGAUUUCAUAUUUCUUAUAUAUUAUCAUAUAGCUUUAACUUCCUGAAGCUACUCUUGAAUUGUAACCACCAAAACAAGUUAUUGAUUUGUAUGCCAAUUCAGAAUCAUUUAAAAAUAGCAUUUAAUUUUUAUUCACUUAGCUAGAAUUAACAAAACCCCUUCAUUUUUUUCAUGUACUAAUGACAACCAGUCAGGAAAUCUCUAAAAAUGAAUGGUAAAUAAUGUUCUUUGAAGAACACUUUCUAACUCCAAAGUUUAUUUACUUUGAAUUUUUACUAUCAUUUUUAAUCCCCUAAAAAUCUUCCAAAGAAUAUUUUGUCUGUGGUCAGAACAUAUUUAAAAUUCAAAAUGAACCGCAUUGUUAAAUAGACAGUAAUCUUUGCCAGACCAUCAGUACACAAGAGCAGCCUUGAACACAGCCCAGAAAUUAGUACUGCAGAGAACUCAGAGUACAAGUAAAAGUUAUUAUUAGCAGGGCUCCAUGAAUUAAAACUUGGGUCUGGUAGUGAUAGAGGUCAGCUAGGACUUGAGGAGCCUGAUGAUCCAAUCCCAAUUGUGUUUCCAGUGGCAUCAGCUAAUCCUGACUAGUGUGGCUAAUCCUGGGCAACACACCUCUCUCCUUUCCUCCCACCCUUUAAACAUGAGGGGAUUGGAUAUGAUAAAUAUCUAAAAAAAAAUCAGUGUGUUUAAAUGAUAAAAAUGACCUCUGAAAUUCCACAUUUGGAGAUAUUAAAAGAUCAUAAGAAAACUGUUUAUUCCUCAUCUAUCAGUUGUCUCUUUGAAGGCUACUGAGGUAGACCCAAAGGACCAGAGAGGGUCCCUGAGGCAGCUGCAGCAUCAUGGAAAGUCCUUCAGGUCUGUGGCACAGAAGAUGAGUAUAAUCUUGAAGAAGAUGUUAACUAUCAGAAGGAUAUUAUUUCACGUAUUUUAAGUUCAUGCCUCCAACAGAAUGCUAGCCUGCAAUCCAUCUCAAAGCUUCUUUUUAGGAUUUCCCCACUUUCUGUUCCAUUACCUCUUUUUUCUUUACAGUACACUUAUCCCUCUAGGAACCCAUGGAGACCAAUGUUUAAGAAAGUCCUUCUUAAAUCAGCACUCAACUAGCUCUAUGCCUGGAGUAUUCUCCUAUCUCUCUAUACCUUCCCUCCUUUUUUCUCCCAAUCCAGCUAUUAAAAUCCAUACCCAGAAGAUGACUUAAUCUUUUAUUCUCAGUGAAGCCGAGUAUUUCAACUAGCAAUGGUUUUAGGAUAAAGUUUGUUUAUCCUGGAAUAUCCUUUGUGUUUCUCACCUGGUGGGAAGGGAGUCUCUUGGCAUCAAAUUUAUGCUACAAAAGGUAACCUAAUACCCAAGAGAAUGACUUGUUUGCAUUUAAUGUGUGUUCUAACCUGAGGAAAGUGAGAAGCUAGAAAGUGCUGCCCAUUUGAAUUAUGAGCCACUAAUUUUAAAUUUUCUAAAAGUCACAUUAAAGAACAGGUGACAUUAAUUUUAGUAAUAUAUUUCAUUUCUACUACUUAUCCUAAAUAUUAUUAUUUCAACAUGGGCAUUUUACAUUUUUUAUACUCAUCUUUGAAUGUCAGUAUGUAUUUUAUGGCUUUUAGUACAUCUGAAAUCAAUGGUAAAUUCUCAAAGAUUAAAGAGAAAUGUCCUUUCAAAACAAUGAAGUUGUGAUUAGUGGUGGUUAGUAGCUUUAGUUUUUAUAUCAAAAUUAAUUGAAAUAAAUUCAAAAUUCAGUCACUCUUGUCACAUUUUAAUAGCCAAAUAUGUCCAGCUGCUACUAUGGACAGCAAUGGUCUAGAAUUCCCAAUCAAACGAUCUUUAAAUCUCCUUCAUCUUUGAUGCAAAGAAAGAAUCUGGAGGAUCCAGGAUUAUGGAAAGGAAGAGAGGAGAUGGGCAGACCUGAGAGAAGCUAAGGAAAACCAGCAUAAAGAAACUGUCAGACAUCCAUGGAAUGGUCUCUCUCCACUGAGCUGUGACCCAGAGAAACAAUAAACAAAGAUAGCACAUCAUCCCUGGGCUCUAAUUGUGUUUUCAUUGCUAUUGUGUAAAGUUGGGUCUCUCUGAUAGAGGGUUUGAGGAAAUUAUUCAGCAUAACUAUGAAGUGAUGUCAUAUUUUCAUUUCACAAAAGCCUUCAAUUUGGACCUAAAAUCUUGAUCAAAGCAGAGAUUUUUAUCAUCUUGGCAAAACAAAAAGAGGAAGAAAUGUGUGGGGCAGAUAGAAAGAGAGAGAGAAAGAGAGAGACUAGUGCCUUCAAAUGACACCCUCAGACUGCUGCCCAAGGUGUUUCUGAGAAGGCCAGCCUUGGUUGCCUGUUCACUGUUACAGUUGCCAGGAAUCAGAGAUGCUUCCCUCAGCAUUCCGUGCACUUAUUUAUUGUCUUC